AUGCACGCCGCGAUACUGGUGCUGGCGCUGUGCAGUGCGGCGCACAGUCUGCCGAUUAGACGCGUCUCAAAAAACUCUGGUGAUAUUUUAACAAAUUUUCACACAAAUAUACCACCAGAUAGGAUUCAUCAAAUAGAAGCUGGCGUCAGUGAAUCCCUGCUGAAAGCGCUCACGGAUGCACAAAAAAUGCACAUGAAAAGGAAGCAGUUCUUAGUGACGUCACCGACGGAUCAACACGAGGACAACGUGAAUGGAAGGACCGAUGUCUACGAAUUUGAUCUUUUCGAACGUGACUAUUAG
Messenger RNA from Parnassius apollo (apollo), 300 nucleotides. NCBI's taxonomy places the organism in Eukaryota, Metazoa, Arthropoda, Insecta, Lepidoptera, Papilionidae. The record is from the annotation of a GenBank genome assembly.